Molecule: messenger RNA, 1653 nt
Organism: Psilocybe cubensis
Lineage: Eukaryota; Fungi; Basidiomycota; Agaricomycetes; Agaricales; Agrocybaceae
Exons: 1
Coding region: 1-1653 (550 amino acids)
Source: RefSeq, a predicted model, not a curated record
AUGGAUCUACUUCAUGAUUCCCAAGAGGAUUUGGAAGGCAUGCAAGUUUACGAAAACUGCAAAAUCUCUGAUGGGCAACCCUGCCUCUCCUGUCGCCGAUACGUAGAAUUCGAGAAACAAGUGGUUUCUUUGAAAAUGUCCUUCAUGCAGCAACUCCAGAAGAUGCGAGAUCAGCAGCGUCGCCUCCGCACCAAGAUAAAUCGUGGACACGAUCCCCUCGUUCGUGUACUCCCAUCGGAAGUCAUGGCAAGCGUCUUCGAAUGUUACGUCGACUCGCAGAAUUCUGUCGAGAAAAGUUGCCAACAGGUUUACAACUGCUGUGCUCCAUUGAUUCUUGGAGCCGUUUCUCAAUCGUGGCGCCGUAUCGCGUGGUCCUCUCCUCAGCUCUGGACCCAUAUCAGCAUCAAUCCUAGGGGUUAUGAACAUUGGACCUGCCUGGAAGUGGCACAGGAGUGUCUCAGCAGGUCAGGUCAGCUGCCGCUAUCCAUCGAGGUGUCCCUCUACCACCCAGACCUAAACCACCAAAUUCGCAAUCGUCAAGGGAUAUUUCGUCAAGUCAUUGAUCUCGUCAAUCGAUAUUCAAGUCGCUGGCAAGACCUCAGAGUUAUUUGCAGGUCCGAGAUACUGCCCCUUUUCACUGGAAAUGCACAAGGAACACCUAUCAUCCGAAAACUUCUCUUAGAAUAUCCCUUCGACACUUAUAAUCGGGUGGAAGGUGAUGCCAAAUUCAAGGUUGAAGGCUUGAAACCACGACCUACGCAUGUCUCGCUGUCAAAUUUUGGGUUCCAGUCAUUGGAUAUCGAUUGGCUUCGAGUCACCAAUGUACAGUUUCACAAGACCAAGAUCACCCUUGACCAGUUUUUCCAGCUUUUACAACAAGCCCCUGAGUUGAUGGACUGUCAACUCUCGUGUAUCUCCGAUUCGGAGCGAUCAUUCAGAUAUCCCAUGAACGAAAUUCCCAUCGUACACCACGCACUCAGGUCCCUCGAAAUUGGGAAAUAUCAAGGCAAAGAACUGGGCCUCUUUUUCUCAUUCCCUGAAUUAACACAUCUUACAAUCGAACACAUAACCGAUCCCGAGUCCAGAGUGCUUUUGAACUCCAUCGUGCCCCUCAUCGAAAGAUCUUCAUGCCAGCUAACGUACCUGCGGCUUCACAAUGUGCUCUGCAACCGCGAAUCAUUCAUCGGGCUGUUACGAACGACACCGUCUCUUCACCGAUUAGAGUUGUCUAUCUGCAAAGCAAGCCUUGAUGUCUUACAAUUCCUGGCUGAUACGUCCGUGGCACAAUUCAGUGGAGAAGAUGCCUGUCACCAGAAUUCAUUUCUUCCCAACCUCCAAUCCAUUCAUUACUCCGACGUUCGCCCUGUAUGGGAUCCUGCAUUCUGGGCACUGAUCCCCACCAUCCCUGGUUUACCAUCAGAAUUCCACAAUCCCCAAAGGCGGCCCCUUACGAAGGUAGAAUUCGCCUGUCGUCAGGCUCGUUGGAGUGACCCUAAACCACUAUCCAUGGUUUGCAAGGAUCAAAAUGUCGUUGCUCGUUUUAUAGAGCUUAUGAAACUAGGGAUUUCUUUUCACCUCACACACGCCAAUGUCGACAUGCUCAAGAAUUCGAUAAUACAUCAUGGAUUCGACAUUCAUGAAGCGGUGGAAUAA